This is a messenger RNA of Vicia villosa (hairy vetch), 1704 nucleotides long. Its product is annotated as GDSL esterase/lipase 5-like. Lineage: Eukaryota; Viridiplantae; Streptophyta; Magnoliopsida; Fabales; Fabaceae. Gene Ontology annotation, molecular function: hydrolase activity, acting on ester bonds. The record is from RefSeq and is a predicted model, not a curated record. The coding region runs from base 77 to 1210 and encodes 377 amino acids. The transcript is spliced from 5 exons.
GUUGGCGAAUAUGUUACUCUUCUAUAUAUAAGUCAGCUAUGGCCUAUUUGAGAAUGAAACACAUAGUUCAUUGAAGAUGAAGGUAUUCACUACUACAAGCUCUAUUUUCUUCCAUGUUUUUCUUAUUAUAGCUUUUGCAUCUAAAGCUCAAACCCUUGGAACCAAAAGAGAUUAUAGAAGCAAAAAGUUUAGAGCCUUGUUCAUAUUUGGUGACUCAUACUUAGAUGCUGGCAAUAACAAUUACAUAAACACAACAACCUAUGACCAAGCAAAUUUCUUGCCUUAUGGAGAAACCUACUUCAACUUCCCAACUGGUAGAUUCUCUGAUGGCCGUUUGAUAUCAGAUUUUAUUGCUGAAUACGCAAAUAUUCCACUGGUUCCACCAUUUCUACAACCUGGCUUUAAUCAAUACUACAAUGGAGUGAACUUUGCAUCUGGUGGAGCAGGUGCACUUGUUGAAACUUACCAAGGAUCGGUAUGGGUUUUUCUAAUACCAUUAAAAACACAAGCAAGAAACUUCAAGAAAGUAGCAACUCGACUGAGGCACAAGUUAGGAACUUAUGAUUCCAAAACAUUAUUAUCAAAUGGUGUCUACAUGUUUAGUAUUGGAUCUAAUGAUUAUCUUAGCCCAUUCUUGACAAAUUCAGAUGUUUUAAAGUAUCAUUCUCAUUCAGAAUAUGUUGGCAUGGUAGUAGGUAACUUCACUUCCACUAUCAAGGAAAUAUAUAAAAGAGGGGCUAGAAAAUUUGCAAUCUUGAACUUGCCACCACUAGGUUGUCUUCCAAUAGCUAGAAUAAUUCAAUCAAAAGGGACAAAUAGCUGCUUAGAGGAGCUUUCAUCACUUGCAAGUAUACAUAAUCAAGCUAUUUAUGCAAUUCUCUUAAAAUUGGAGAUGCGAUUAAAGGGGUUCAAAUUUUCUCUCUAUGAUUUAAACUUUGAUGUCACUCAAAUGAUCAACCAUCCCUUAAAAUAUGCUUUGAAGGAAGGAAAAUCAACAUGUUGCGGGAGUGGACAAUUUAGAGGAAAAUAUAGUUGUGGUGGAAAAAGAGGGGAGAAACACUUUGAAUUGUGUGAAAAACCAAAUGAAUAUUUAUUUUGGGAUUCUUUUCAUCUUACAGAAAAUGCUUACAGACAAUUGGCAGCUAGAAUGUGGGAUCAUACUAAAAAUUCUCGCAAUAUUGGACCUUACACAUUCAGUGAUUUGUUCUAAGACAUGAGACUUUCUUCAUGAUUUAUAAUCCUUCAUUUUUUUAAAGAAUUUAUCCCAUUAAAAUAAGUCAUAUGUAUUAUGUUUUGUAAUUAUUUUGUUUUGAAAACAAUAAUAAUAUUGAUAUACACUUCUGUUGGAUCGAUUAAUUUAAAAUGAUUCUUGAUUGAUCACUCUGUCUUGAUGAAUAUUUAAUUUAAGAAGUUAUAAGAAGAACAUAAAAUAUAAUGAAAAAAAUAUAGAAAAGAAUAAUUAGAAUAUAAUUUAUGGUGAAUUACACUCAUGAAAUGUUGAUUAAUGUUGGAUCAAUAUAAAAAUUUAUACUAUCUUCUUGAUCAAGGUUCAGCUCACACAAUGGACAUACCGUAACUGUACUAGUAGUUAAUUAACCAGACAAAACUACUAAAUCACAUGUAACUGUCAUAACAAAAGAAAUCUAAAAGCUAGCCAAUUUAACAACUUUAUGUGUAACACACCACCUUAAUUUAUGUUAAUCA